Messenger RNA from Metopolophium dirhodum (rose-grain aphid), 4776 nucleotides. Its product is annotated as myb-like protein Z. NCBI's taxonomy places the organism in Eukaryota, Metazoa, Arthropoda, Insecta, Hemiptera, Aphididae. The coding region runs from base 283 to 3300 and encodes 1005 amino acids. The transcript has 6 exons. Gene Ontology annotation, molecular function: protein dimerization activity. The record is from RefSeq and is a predicted model, not a curated record.
CUAUAGAGUUUAGGCUAUAGUAGUUAUGGGUAGCUUAUUAUUUAUUACUCUGUAGUAUACUUAGUGUGUUUCUGUCUCGUGUUAUUAAUUUUGAAGUUUUGAAUAAUUAUAAAUACAAGUUAUUUAUUGAAGUUUCAAAAUUGUAAAUUAUUAAACAAUAAAUCUUAUAGUUUAAUGCAUAAUCAGCCAAGACUUACGUUUUUAAGUGUUAAUUGAUAUUUAAUAUUUUCUGUUUAAUAAAUAAAUUUAAUUUUUAGUUUCAAGGAUUUUUAUUACUAUAUAAUGGGUGGUAAAAAAGCACCAUCUAAAAAUCGAGUAUAUGAAAAAGAACGCAGAGAUCGUUUGAAUGUAAGUUUUGAAGAAUUGCGAACUGUUCUUCCACCAUCAGACUCUAAUGCUUCAUUAGGUAAGGCUGACAUUAUUAACCAUGCAAUAGAUUUAAUUCGUGUUUUACAAAAUGAAAAGCUGAAGACAUCAAGUAUGCAUAGAAAGGAAUUAAUUCGCUUACAAAAUAAAGUAUCCCAUUUAUGCACAAGAAUCAAAAACCUAAUAUCCACUUUAAAAGAAUCAAAAAUUAAAGUACCAAAAGAUAGAUCUAUUAAAAAGAUGAGUAUUCAAAAUAGAUCAAAAACUAAACCUAAAAAAGACACUGGUAUCAGAAAUAGUAAUAUAAAGAAGUUUAAAAACAAACAAAAAUUAGCUCAAAAAGUAAGGCCUAUUACUUUAGCUACUAAACCUGUUAAUAUACCAGUUUUAACUUCAACUAACCCUACAUUUAUUUUACCCAAUGGACAUUUGAUCAAAAUUGAUACUGCACCUAUUAUACCUCAGUCACAGAUCAUAUUUGAUAUACCCAAAAUACUUUUGUUACCCGAUUAUAAAAGUUCAGAGAUAUUAAUUGCUCCUAAAAAGAAUGAUGGAACAAUUACUACAUCUAUGAACAAGAGACCUAUACCAUCAUUAGUAACAUACAACAGAUUAUUAAAAGAAACUAAUUUUUUGAAAGAUAGUAAAGUAGAAAUAACUAACAAUAAAAAGCUAAAUAGUAAAUCUGAAAAUAAAAAUGAAUCCAAUAAUAUACAAAAAGUUGAAAAAAACAUAAACAAAAAUAAAAUAGAAGAAAGUGAUAAACUUAGGUGUACAGAACCAGUAAAAUCAAAUGAUAAUAGAGGUACAACAACAAGUCACACAAUUGAAGCUAUAGUGAAGGACAUCAAUCAAGAUAAAAAUGAAAAAUCUAUUGAAAGAGAGGAAAUUGUAACAAAUAUGACGAUUUGUGAUGGAAAUAAAAAUACAUUAAAAUCCAUUGAAACAGAUAAUAAAAUAACAACUAAUUCGCCAGAGUGUUUAUCAACGGCUCAAACUACAUCUACUAUUGUUAAUCCAUUAAGUAUAUUAACGGAAGAAAAUCAAAGAAAAUCUAUAGAAACAGCAAAAAACAUUAUCUCUUGUUUUGAUGACAUACGGUUACCAAUACCAAAUACAGAUUUUUCUACAGAUUUGUUUAGUUCUCUUCAGGGGCCAGUCGGAGGACAUCACGCAGACUCCAUGUCUCCGACAGAAGCUUUUCUUCUUUCAUUUCCCCUGGUUUCAACUUCAAAAAACACUAAUAUAUUAAAUGAAUCUGAACAAACGGAAAUGCAUUCAGCUACACCCACAACAAUAUUGCAAAUUGGUAACUUGGAAUCUCCAGCUACAGAAUUAUUCCAGAAAAAUGACGAUGAUUGUGAAAAAGAUCAAAAUAAAGAUAAAAUGAAAGAUCAAUUUGGUUUUAACGUCAAACCAUUCUAUAAUGAUGGAUAUAUAGACAUUGGUAAAAAGAAUGAUCAACACUAUGGUUAUAAAGAGGUUAAAAAAUUAAAACCAAUACCUCCACCUCAACCAACUGCUUCCACUUACCAUAAGACAUCUUAUAAUGAUAUUUCUUCUUAUUAUAGAACCACUCAAUCAAAUUCUGAUCUUUGGCGGUAUACUAGUUAUAAUUCGUUUGAUAAAAAUCUUAAUAAAAAUAUUAAAAAGACUGAUAAAUCUACAUCUACAGCAUUUGUAAACAAUGUUCCUUAUGUAGUACCAUAUGACCUAAAUACAGUAAAUUCAACUAAUACAACUACAUAUAUUGAUACUGAAAAUUAUCAAGAAGUUUGGCCACACAAACCAAAACAGAAAAAGAAACAAAAUGAAAAGAGUGUUCCAGUUAACUGGAUGACAGAUAAAGGCUGUCAAAAUUCUUAUGCAAAAAAAGAUGACUAUAGCUAUCAAAAGAAAAACAAUUUUGAUAUGUCAUUUGAUUUACAGCCUGAACCUAAACAAACAUAUUCAUGGUCACCAUCUAAAACUAUCCCUUUAUUACCUCAUUUGGAUACUAAUAUGCCUUCAACAUUACCGACUCUAGUAGGAGAUUUAGCUUUGAAUAUUAAUACAGGUUCUAAUACUCCAUUUGAUCAAAGAGUUUAUGAAUGCAACAAAAAAAGUGACAAUACAAUCCCUGUUACAAGUAGUGAGCAAAAUAUGCUCAAUUAUAAAUCUCGUUCUGUUAAUUCAAAUUUCCUAUCCGUCAGUCAGUUAGUAGAACAACCCAAGUCAAAUGAUAAACGAAAAGGUAGAAAUUGUGCUAAGGAUUAUUGUUGUGUGUACCAAAAUCAGAAAACAGAUAAAGAUUAUUAUCAAAAUCAAACUAAACAAUAUUACCCUGAGAUUAAUACCUUUGAACAAGAUCAAUCUUGGGUACGAUCAAAAUAUUCACACGAUUCUAGUAGAUCAACAAAUCACAGUGCUGAAUCUUUAAUUAGGCAUCAACAAAAACAUGGUUCUAUUAUAAAAUCAGGUUCAAAAAACCAAAAUGUAACUAAUAAACAAACUACCUGUUAUAGAACAAGCCAAAAACCAAGUUAUAAUAACAAUGAAAAUUUUGGCAAUUAUUAUAAUCAACCCAAUAGUAAUUAUCUAUAUGAGAAUAUAAAUGAUUUAGACAAACAACCAUCUUCAUAUCAAAUACCAUCUAAUUUCUAUACUCCUCCGACAACUACGAAGCAUAACAUUUCAAAUUAUAUACCUCUACCUACAACAUUUAGCAUGACAAGUUCAAGUUACAAUAAGCCAGUUCAACAUUUUACCCAGAACACAAAUAACUAUUAUAACAGCAGUAGCAAUGUGAACACUUUAACAAACUUCAAUUUAAGUACUAUAUUUCCAGAAAUGAUUGAUAAGGAACCGAAUAUAACACCUUUAGGUGCACCAAGUAAAAAUAAUGAAUUUGAUGUCAUGAAUAAUUAUGGAACCAAUAUACAUUCAUCUUAUUAACUGAAAAAUAAUAACAGAGGUACCAAGCUGCCAACUUUUACGCAUAGGUGUGGCUACAUUCCGAAUGUCAAACCGGUUGGUUGACUUGGUGGUAGAAGCAUCUGACCGGUGCCCAACAAAAACCUGUCGUUCCCCGGUACCGCUCUUAUUCUGAAUAGAGUUUAGGUUGUCUAUGUAAAGACUUUAUAAUCUAUGAAAAUUAAUUUGACAGUUAAUUACAUUUUUAAUUUAUAUAAUUCAGUAUUUAUUUAUUUAUUUUUAUUUGUUACAGGUAUUGGCAUUGGAGAUUUUUUUUUAUUGGUCUAGAGCCUGGCAACUGGCCUCAGCUAUUGUGAGGGGUUAUGGUCGUAACGGCACAGUUAGGCCAUUGGAUGGUUUUGGAGAUUUUUAUAUUUGAUAAAAGAGGAAAUAAUGUAAAGAAGCUUUUGAAAUAUUCUAAAAACAUGUAUGGAAUUGAAACAUUUUUUCAAUUAGUGUAAAAUGCAGAAAUUGAUAAAUUUCCAAUUAUCAAAAUAUGAUGCAGAAAAGCAGAUGAUAAAUCUUUUCAAUAAGUACCUACUGCCUAUUUUCAACAAAUUGUAUACUAUCAUGUUGUUAUAUACUAUAAAGAGUGAUUCACCAAACUGCUUCUACUUUUUUUCUUCAAUAAUGCAUUUAUUAAAAAUCUGAUUUUUAGAAUUUUAAGAAAUAUUCUGUGGAUUUAAAAACAACUUCUGUUGUUCAAAUGAGAAUCACAAUUUUCUACUAUAAAUUUUGUUACCAUAAUUUUUCUGAAAAUUAUGACUUAUCAAAAUCAAAAUUUCAAACGAGUAGUUAAUGAGUUAUUAUUAAUAAAUUCAUUAUUAAACAAAAAAAUUGGGUUGAGCAUGUUUGGUGAUUCACCCCUGUAUAAUUGUUGGUUAUAUUAUUAAUGUAUGAAAUAAAUAAUAUUUAAUUAACAUGUGUGACAUAAUUCAAUUAAAUAAUUAUAUCCUACUUUUAGUGAACUAUUAUAAAAUAGUACAAAUAUAAUUAACAAAAUAAUAUAAUACUAAUAAUAAAGUAUUCGUAUCAAUGACAACCAAUUAUUCAGUAAUACUCAGUGAAUUUAUUCUUGGUUAGAAAGUUGUUCCUUAUCUUUUUAGUAUAAAAACUGUUUUGUUCUUUAAUGUGCAAGUAAUGACUUGAUCUUAAUAUCUUAUCAAUACAUUAAACAUUUUCCUACUCAGUACUUUUUGAGAAAUCAUUUUUUCAUACAUGGUUUUAAGCCAGAUUUAAUUGAUUUUGGUUUUGGUUUUAUAUUAACACGGAAAUCGCCAUAGGCGCCCCGCCCUCGGGUUUCUGUUUUAUACUAUAAGAUUGAAUUUAAAUAUUACAUUUUCACCAUUAAUAAGUUUAGUACAGUUUUAUUUAAAAAUUUUAUAUUUUUAUUAUUUCUAUAAUUUGAAAUGUUUACAAGGUUAUUUAUAUGUAUACAUUAUUCUAAUUACAACUAAA